This is a messenger RNA of Cuscuta europaea, 1796 nucleotides long. Lineage: Eukaryota; Viridiplantae; Streptophyta; Magnoliopsida; Solanales; Convolvulaceae. The record is from the annotation of a GenBank genome assembly.
AAAAGGAGUUACUCUCAUUUGCCUUUCCCCAUUCCACACGUUUAAAAGAGGAUUUAUUCUCUCCCCCGUCCGUCACUACAGUCAUUUCCAGAGCCAAGAAUUUGCUCUGUAAAUAAUCUCUGAUUCCAACCGUUAUCCUUACUCAACACUCUUGCCAUUCAAAACGACCUCCCAAUUCUUCUUCCGUCAAAUUUUCUCUGCUGCCAAAAUUAAAGAACCAUGGCUUCCCCACUCAAGAAUCCCUCAAUCUUGUUCCUUCUCUGCUUCAUACUGCAAUCUUUCUCUGCCUCAAGUAAGUUGUACAAAAAGCUGGCGUCUUUGUCCCUCUGGUGGCUUUGUCUGGCGACCCUUUAAUAUCAUUUUAUUUUAUUUCGUGUUUGUGCAUCCGAAUCGGAACCCUUCAUCGGCGUCAACUAUGGUCAGGUCGCCGACAACUUGCCGCCGCCGGAAAAUACGGCUGGGCUGCUUAAGAAGACCAGUAUUGGGAAGGUCAGACUGUACGGCGCCGACCCCGGGAUCAUUACAGCAUUGGCGAAUACCAACAUUGAGAUUGUGAUCGGAGCUGCCAACGAUGACAUCGGUAAUCUUGCCAGCGACCCGAACAUCGCGGUUAAGUGGGUCAAUGAUAAUGUGAUGCCUUAUUACCAGAAUAGCAAGAUUAUCGUCGUCACCAUUGGUAACGAGGUUAUGAGCUCAGGGAAUCAGAAUCUUAUCUCCAACCUCUUGACUGCUAUGGAGAAUGUCCAAAAUGUCCUCAAUAAUAUAUCUACAUUGACUGACGGAAAAAUAAAGGUGUCCACGGUGCACUCAAUGGAAGUAUUGAGUAAAUCUGACCCGCCCUCUUCGGGAGCAUUUAACUCUACUAUUGCUGACACAAUGAAGCUAUUACUGCAAUUCCACAGUGUUACCGGUUCACCUUUCAUGAUCAACCCGUAUCCUUAUUUUGCUUACCAGAGUGAUCAAAGGAACGAAACAUUGGCUUUCUGUCUCUUCCAACCCAAUGAAGGCCGAGUCGAUAAUGGAAAUCAGAAAAAAUAUACGAACAUGUUUGAUGCUCAGGUGGAUGCAAUUUAUUCAGCCUUGAACGCAAUGGGAUUCAAUGAGGUUGAAAUUGUAGUUGCAGAGACUGGUUGGCCUACCAAAGGUGAUCCUACCGAAGCAGGUGCCACCGUGGAAAAUGCAAAAGCAUAUAAUGGGAACUUGAUAAAUCAUCUCAGGUCUAUGGUUGGUACGCCUCUAAUGCCUGGGAAAUCAGUUGAUACUUAUAUCUUUGCCCUCUAUGAUGAGGAUUUGAAGCCAGGUACUGCCUCUGAAAGGUCAUUUGGGAUGUUCAAACCCGACCUUUCCAUGGCCUAUGAUAUUGGCCUUCUCAACACUUCUCAGACCCUGUCAGCUGCUCCAGUGGGUCUCGCGACUUCGUCUCCGGUUGAAUCCGUUACUCCCGCUCCAACCACUGUGGUGAACCCACUUUCUCCAGCUUAUCAAGCAGGAGUAAGCGCUGGAAAUGCAGUUUCUUGCAGAGACUCGCAUUCACUCCAACUCAUCCUAGCCAUUGUAGUGGGUGCACUUAUGAUGGAAGACAAGCUUUUAGUUCAAAAUGCUUGGCAACACAUACGCAUAAAAUAGGAAACCUAUUUGUUUAUAAUAUAAGUUUAUCCGGAAGUUUCCCUGAAAUUUCCGAGAAGUGUUUAUGUGUACCAUAGUUCAUUUGUGAACCAUAUAUAUGAAAUACGUAUGUAAUUGUAUCUUUUCUCUUCCUGUAAUUUCAUUGUACUUUGUAGCAGAUAAAUUGAUAA